ACACGCUCUGCAAUUACUCCUCGCUGCCACAUUUUUCUUCAUCUUCUCCCUCUUCCUCCCUUUCCUCAUCUUCCUCCAUUUUUUCUGCUCUAAAAACCUCUUUCUCUUCCUCUCUCUCUCUCUCUCUCUAUCUCAUUAAUCUCAUCCUUCACCUUCUUCUCUCCCCACCUCAUACCAAAUCCACUUCUACUAUACAAAAGCUCUUACCAAAACCACUUUUCUAGCCCCAAAACAGAUCUGACCCUUGUCUUUCUAGGGCUUUUUGUUUUUCAAGUGAUAGGGCUGAAGAGAGAAAGGAAACAUCGUGUGUGAGAGAGGGAGAGAUAUAGAAAGUGAGGAGGCAGAGUUGGAUUCUCCGAGAUCUUCGUGGGCGUUAUGUAUUUUUUAUUUGGUUUUGUCUGAUUUUAGUCUUCUGUCAAAAGCCGUAUCAAAUUUGUCAACCCUAUGUUUCUUCGUGGUAUAUUCUCUCCUCUUUUCACGUAGGAGAUAGGUAGUUUUUCAGACCAUUUUCCAAGACCCCCAAAAAAAAAAAGAAAAAAGAAACCCCCCCUUAAGAAGUCAGCUUUGCCCUGUUGUCAUCAACUUGUCAAAAUUACGUUUGCAGAAAGUCUCCUUUUUUUUUUUUUUUUUCUUCACGUAGGAAAUAUAUAUUGUCUGGGGUUUGUGGGUAGUGAAGUAUGCCUGCGGGGAUUAUGAUUCCGGCGAGAAACAUGCCGUCGAUGAUCGGAAGGAAUGGGACGGUUGGCGGGUUUGGAUCGUCCUCUGGGCUUACUCUUGGUCAGCCUAACAUGAUGGAAGGUCAGCUCCACCAACUAGACAUGACUCAAAACACAUCCGAAAGUGAUAUUCCCCGAAUCCGUGAUGAUGAUUUCGACAGCGCUACCAAAUCCGGCAGCGAAAACCACGACGGUGCCUCUGGCGACGAGCAAGAUCCACGACCGAACAAAAAAAAGCGCUACCAUCGUCACACCCAGCACCAGAUCCAAGAAAUGGAAGCUUUCUUCAAGGAGUGUCCACACCCAGAUGACAAGCAAAGGAAAGAACUCAGCCGUGAAUUAGGGUUAGAGCCCCUGCAAGUCAAAUUUUGGUUCCAAAACAAGCGCACCCAAAUGAAGACCCAGCAUGAGCGCCAUGAAAACACACAGCUUAGGUCGGAGAAUGAAAAGCUUCGGGCUGAUAACAUGAGGUACAGAGACGCUCUUAGCAAUGCCUCAUGCCCUAAUUGUGGAGGACCAACUGCAAUAGGAGAGAUGUCCUUUGAUGAACAUCAUUUGAGACUCGAAAAUGCACGAUUAAGAGAAGAGAUUGAUAGGAUUUCAGCAAUUGCUGCUAAGUAUGUUGGGAAGCCAGUGGUGAACUACCCUCUUCUUUCUCCACCUGUUCCUCCCCGGCCACUAGAACUUGGAGUUGGGAAUUUCAAUGGGCAGCCAGGCAUUGGAGGAGAGAUUUAUGGUGCUGGAGACCUUCUUCGGACAAUAAGUGGACCAACUGAAGCAGAUAAACCUAUGAUAAUUGAGCUUGCAGUUGCAGCUAUGGAGGAACUCAUCAGAAUGGCACAAAUGGGAGAACCCUUAUGGAUUACAAACCAUGAUGGCUCCUCCAUACUAAACGAAGAUGAAUAUAUUCGAACAUUUCCUCGAGGGAUUGGACCGAGACCCACCGGCUUCAAAUGUGAAGCUUCACGGGAAACUGCUGUUGUUAUCAUGAACCACAUCAACCUUGUGGAGAUUCUAAUGGAUGCGAAUCAGCUGUCUACAGUGUUUUCUGGGAUUGUCUCAAGAGCUUUGACAUUGGAAGUACUAUCGACAGGAGUAGCAGGAAAUUAUAAUGGAGCAUUGCAAGUGAUGACUGCAGAAUUCCAAGUUCCCUCCCCACUUGUUCCAACUCGUGAGAGCUAUUAUGUAAGAUACUGUAAACAGCAUGCCGAUGGGACUUGGGCUGUGGUUGAUGUUUCCUUGGACAAUUUGCGCCCUAGUCCUGCAGUGAGGUGCCGAAGAAGGCCCUCCGGCUGCUUAAUCCAAGAAAUGCCCAACGGCUACUCAAAGGUGACAUGGGUUGAGAACGUAGAAGUUGAUGAUAGAGGUGUUCACAAUCUGUACAAGCAGCUUGUUAGCUCAGGCCAUGGAUUUGGUGCAAAACGUUGGGUGGCUACCCUAGACAGACAAUGUGAACGCCUUGCAAGCGCCAUGGCCACAAACAUUCCAACCGGUGAUGUUGGAGUGAUAACAAAUCAAGAAGGAAGAAAGAGUAUGCUGAAGCUGGCUGAGAGAAUGGUGAUAAGCUUUUGUGCCGGAGUGAGUGCCUCUACAACACACACAUGGACGACACUUUCUGGAACUGGGGCAGAUGAUGUGAGGGUCAUGACCCGAAAGAGCAUAGAUGAUCCAGGCAGACCACCUGGAAUUGUGCUAAGUGCCGCUACUUCCUUCUGGCUUCCAGUUUCACCAAAGAGAGUUUUUGAUUUUCUGCGUGACGAGAACUCUCGAAGCGAGUGGGACAUUCUCUCAAAUGGUGGAGUUGUUCAAGAAAUGGCACAUAUUGCUAAUGGUCGCGAUACAGGAAACUGCGUGUCUCUUCUUCGAGUGAAUAGUGCGAAUUCAAGCCAGAGCAACAUGUUGAUAUUACAAGAGAGUUGCACAGACCCAACAGCCUCUUUCGUGAUUUAUGCUCCUGUUGACAUUGUUGCAAUGAAUCUUGUACUAAAUGGUGGGGAUCCAGACUAUGUUGCCCUUCUUCCCUCUGGAUUUGCCAUUCUCCCUGAUGGAACCACAACGCAUGGAGGAGGCAUUGGGGAAGCUGGCUCUGGCGGAUCUCUCCUCACUGUUGCUUUCCAGAUUUUGGUUGAUUCAGUUCCCACAGCUAAACUUUCUCUUGGCUCUGUUGCAACUGUUAACAAUCUUAUUGCUUGCACCGUCGAGAGGAUUAAGGCUUCUUUGUCAUGCGAGAACGCAUGAUGACAUCUUCUGCAAACCUUAAAUUGUAGUAAUUAACAGGAGGAGGAAAAGGAAAGGAAAUUAAGAGAAACAAAGGUGGUGAGGAAUUUCUGCUUAUACAAGAUGGGAAGAAGUCAAGAGCGCACCUUACAUGAUCCUUUCUUAAUUAAGUUUGCAAGGAUUAGGGGUUCGGGUAUUGACUUCCUCAAACAAUUUAAAAAGCAAAAAAAGCUUGCAACAACUCCCUUUCACUUUUCGUAACUUAGGGUUAGGGUUAGGGUUUUGUAUGAGUGAAGCAUAUAUAGUGCUUCAUUUGUGUCUUCUGUCAUUUUCCUUAAUUCUAUGUUUUCUGUUUGUGUUUUUGA
This is a messenger RNA of Corylus avellana, 3298 nucleotides long. RefSeq names its product homeobox-leucine zipper protein HDG2. The record is from RefSeq and is a predicted model, not a curated record. NCBI's taxonomy places the organism in Eukaryota, Viridiplantae, Streptophyta, Magnoliopsida, Fagales, Betulaceae. Gene Ontology annotation, biological process: regulation of DNA-templated transcription. Gene Ontology annotation, molecular function: lipid binding; DNA-binding transcription factor activity, RNA polymerase II-specific; DNA binding.